This is a messenger RNA of Cutaneotrichosporon oleaginosum, 2140 nucleotides long. RefSeq lists its product as uncharacterized. The record is from RefSeq and is a predicted model, not a curated record. Lineage: Eukaryota; Fungi; Basidiomycota; Tremellomycetes; Trichosporonales; Trichosporonaceae.
CAGACCUCGUGAUGGUGGAGAGUGGACAGCGGACAGCGAAGGCGCGUGUGGGCUUUUCUUUUCUUCUCCACAACACGCUCGUUAUUCUCGUAUCUCUGCUCUGCUCGUGCUCGAGCUCUCCCCCACGCUCGCGCUCAGCUCUCCGCCGCCGACGCCUCGUCACUCGUUCACUCGUCACUCUUUAAUACCUUCGACCGUCUCCCCCUCCAUCUCCACCUCACUGUUGCACACGACCCCUCCACCUCCCCGCGCCGCGCUCAACCGCGUACACCCGGCGGACCAUCACUGACCACAACCCAGCGACCUCGCCUGCUCCCCCACGCCUCCGAGCAUCAUGGGCAGCCCCAUCUCGCGACAUCCCCACACCCCAGCUUUCGCCCACGCCCCCGCCUUCCCCGCCCCCGCCUUCCCCCUGCCCGUACGCACAUCAUCUCGACGCCGCCGCCGCGGCGUCCGCAUAUGGCCCCCGCGCAACUUCAUCCGCGUCGGGCUCUUUUUCUCCGCCCUCCUCUUCCUCUUCGCUAUAUGGAGCCUCGCGAGCUCCAAAUGGCGGACGUCACAUACCCCCGCCCGCCCCGCCCGUGUGCGCGCCCAGCGCCCCAUCGUCCCUCCGCCACGUAACGACUCGCGCGCAGAACCACGGCAUCCCGGCGUAUCCCGCAUCCCUCUCGGCCACAGACACGGGUACGCCGAAGCUCCCCUCCCUAGCCUGCGGCAGGCAUUCGACUUCCUCCGCCCGCUCAUCAAUGGCGUGAGGGAUCGCACGCCCGCCGUGCCUGCAGAGCACGAUCUCAUGUCGCCGAUCUUUCCCCCCUUCCUCACCCCCGCCUUGAGAGAGCGAUACGCGCACCUUGCCCCGCGCUUCGAGAAUGGCGCCGUCGUGCCGGGCACAGAGAAGCGCAUCCUCAUGGUGGCCGUGUGCAAGCAGGUCGCCGGCAUGCUGGCCGACUGGUUCGCGACGUACACUGUCCUCGCGGACUUUUUGGGCCCAGAAAGUCUGGUCGUGUCGCUAGUCGAGGGCGGAAGCGACGACGGCUCGGGCGAGCUCCUCGCCGGCGCUCUCCGCGAGCACCUCUUGUUUAUCGGCGUGCCGCCCGAGAACAUCUUUUUGCAGACUAACACGCCGCCUCUCGACUGGGAGCACUCGCACCGCAUCGAGCUGCUCGCGCGGAUGCGCAACGACGCGAUGGCGCCAAUCUUCGAGAGCGAUACGCCGCACGCCGCCCCGGAUGGCAAGGACUGGACGCACGUGGUGUGGCACAACGACGUCUAUUUUGGCGCGGGACAUGUCCUUGAGCUUCUGCACCAGCACGAGACGCAGGACAGCGACAUCACGUGUGGGUGGGACCACGCCGGCAAGUGGUUCUACGACGGCUGGGUCGGACGCGACAUGAGCGGCGACCUGUAUUCGCCUUUCCCCGUUCCGAAGGAAGACGAGGAAAAGCCAGCAAAGUUCUUCCCCUCCUCGCCGGCCACGCGCGAACGGCACGACCGCCUGCUUCCCUACCAAGUCUUCUCGGGGUGGAACGGCAUGCUCGUGAUCAACCCGGCGCCCUUCGCGCCGCCGUACAACGUGCGCUUCCGCCGCGGCAUCCCGCGGCGCCCGGACCAGCGCGAGGGCGAGGAAGAGUGCCAGUCGAGCGAGAGCAUGUUCAUCUCCUGGGACUUCUGGCGGUACGGCUUCGGCCGCGUUCUCACUGUCCCCGGCGUGCACUUGACGUAUGGCAAGGGCGACGCGCGCACGCGCGGGUGGCUCGAGAUGCCGCGCCCCGAGGGGCGGUAUCGCGAGGACGUCGACUGGGUCGACUCGCCGCCGAGCAAGGUGCGCUGCCAUGACUGGCCGGACAAGAUUGGCAAGGCACUCUGGGCGUGGGGCACCGUACGCUGGACUGAUCCACCGGAACUCGAAAUACCCCAUCCCAAUACUCCCAGGCCGCCACCUGGCCGCAAGUCGACGAUUAAGGGAGCCAUCGACGCCGAGACCGACGACGAGACUAAGGCAGAGUCCUCGAGCAUCGAGAGAAGAGAGACUGCCACGGCGCCGAAGGAGAAGGUGACUCCCGCGAUCGUCUCGGAGACGCCGGAGGAGGAGAAGCUCAUCGUGGCGCCCCAGGGUUGGGCGCCUGAUCCCACAUCUUGA